GUUCAAGUCGGAGGACAAGUAAGGCGUCGCAGCCUCCGAACAUCAAAGAGUUAAUGCCACUAGCACACCAACUCAACAUCUCAUUUGUUUCAUGCCACUUGAGGAUUGGGAUCAUGUCUUUCGGGCAGGUUUUCUCGCCAGUGCCAUGAAGUCGUUCUUUGUAUGCAAUUUAGAGCACCUUUCCUCACAGCUCAGUGACAUACUACGCAGUUAUGGGGGCACGGGCUUCUUGCAAAGUCACCUCAAACUUAUCUUGAGUCUCGACCGAGUAUUGUUCGAGGUUGAUUCUUGUCGGCGAGUCGUAUCGAACGCUCAUGUCACUCGACGGCCAUGCAGCGAACUUAUUCUAUUUGUUAUUCUAGAAUUUGCAAGUGACACUACAAUUCCCCUCUAUAGACACAGGAUGACGGCCCUUUCGCACUGGAAUGUAUUCUUACCAUUGCAUUCUCGUCGGUCAACAGCGAGAUUGUCGAAGCCUGAUAUUAUUGAUGAUCCUGCGUGUGGGGGUAUACGACAUGCUAAGAAUAAGGAAAGUUUCGAGCAAUCGAAGUUAGAACACAAGGAUACAGGUAUGCGCCGAGUCUGUGCAUACCUCUCUGCGGAGGGCCAUUGGGCAUGUACACACUGCCGUCACUAUAAAUGUGAGAAUUUCUCACAAAAACAUCUUUUGAAUACUCACUAUGCCAUAAAAUUCAACACAAGCACCAAUAUUUUGCAGCCGAAGGGCAAUCUAGAGCUCGCCUCAAGGCUACACCUCCAUAUGUGUGCACGACUCAAACCCUAACGGCAGCCUGUGGGUCCGAGAUAUUAACCGAGUCAGCGCAAGUGCUUUACUGUGUCGAUGCACAUUGGCCAGUUAUGACGUAAAUUUCAGAUGAUUUGUGUAUCAUGAUCCGGGCUAGGGUGCACCACUGCUCACCUGGAAGACCCUUUCUUCCGACUCCCGGUGAAGGGUUUGCCCAUGCGUGUGUG
Molecule: messenger RNA, 972 nt
Organism: Suillus subaureus
Lineage: Eukaryota; Fungi; Basidiomycota; Agaricomycetes; Boletales; Suillaceae
Exons: 2
Coding region: 92-784 (230 amino acids)
Source: RefSeq, a predicted model, not a curated record